Messenger RNA from Arachis ipaensis, 405 nucleotides. The record is from RefSeq and is a predicted model, not a curated record. Lineage: Eukaryota; Viridiplantae; Streptophyta; Magnoliopsida; Fabales; Fabaceae.
AUGGUUUCAUCCUUACAAUUGCUGUCCAGUGGUUCUAAGAAGUUUGAUGACGCAAAACUAUAUAGAAUUGUGGUAGGAACAUUGCAAUACUUGUGUAUCACACGGCCAGACAUAUCUUUUGCAGUAAGCAAGAUAAGUCAAUUUAUGCAAUGUCCUUUGCUUGCUCACUGGAAGGUAGUAAAGAGGCUGUUAAGGUAUCUGCAAGGCACAAAAGAGCAUGGAAUUUUGAUCCAUCCAAGCACAGAUUAUAGGCUUUAUGGGUUUGCUGAUGCAGAUUGGGCAGCAGACUUGGAGGAUCGAAGGAAGCAGACCACGAUCAGUAGAAGCUCAACAGAGGCAGAAUUCAGGAGUCUAGCUGCCUAUGAAGGGGAGUUGGUCUGGUUAACAAAUUUACUUGCUGAAUAG